Messenger RNA from Nyctereutes procyonoides (raccoon dog), 1737 nucleotides. RefSeq names its product synaptotagmin 5 (gene SYT5). The record is from RefSeq and is a predicted model, not a curated record. NCBI's taxonomy places the organism in Eukaryota, Metazoa, Chordata, Mammalia, Carnivora, Canidae. Gene Ontology annotation, molecular function: syntaxin binding; phosphatidylserine binding; calcium ion binding. The coding region runs from base 182 to 1342 and encodes 386 amino acids. Gene Ontology annotation, biological process: cellular response to calcium ion; synaptic vesicle endocytosis; regulation of calcium ion-dependent exocytosis. Gene Ontology annotation, cellular component: synaptic vesicle membrane; axon; dense core granule. The transcript is spliced from 9 exons.
UCUGCCGCGCCCCCGCCCCACCGAGUUCAGCGAUCAGCACCCAGGACAGCGCCACCCGCCCGCGUGCGGAGGCGGGGUCCGGGCGGGGCUGGCGCCGGAGUGUCUCAAGAGAAGGUCCGGUCCAGCCGCGGAGCAGGGCUCUUGGGUGCCUCCGCAGAAGGGACCGUAGGACCCCGCCGGCAUGUUCUCGGAGUCCCCGACCCCGGGGCUUCCAGCGCCCGACACGCCUCCUGACUCCAGUCGCAUCCGCCACGGCCCAGUACCACCCUGGGCCCUGGCUGCCAUCCUUCUGGUCUCAGGCCUCCUCCUCUUUGGCUGCUGUUUCUGUCUCUACCGGAAGCGUUGUCGGAGGCGGUUGGGCAAGAAGAGCCAGGCCCAAGCCCAGGUCCACCUUCAGGAAGUGAAAGAACUGGGCCGGAGUUACAUAGACAAGGUGCAGCCAGAAGUGGAGGAGCUGGAGCCAGCACCAUCUGGGCCAGGGUCGCAGGCAGCAGAGAAGCAUGAGCUAGGACGGCUGCAGUACUCACUUGAUUAUGAUUUCCAGAGUGGCCAGCUGCUGGUGGGCAUUGUACAAGCUGAGGGAUUGGCUGCCUUGGACCUGGGUGGCUCCUCCGACCCCUACGUGAGGGUCUACCUGCUCCCAGACAAGCGGAGGCGGCAUGAGACCAAGGUGCAUCGGCAGACACUGAACCCACACUUUGGGGAGAACUUUGCCUUCAAGGUCCCCUACGUGGAACUGGGGGGCAGGGUACUCGUCAUGGCAGUGUACGACUUCGAUCGCUUCUCCCGCAAUGAUGCCAUUGGGGAGGUGCGGGUCCCCAUGAGUUCGGUGGACUUGGGGCGGCCAGUGCUGGCCUGGCGCGAGCUGCAGGCUGCUCCGCGGGAAGAGCAGGAGAAACUAGGUGACAUUUGCUUCUCCCUCCGCUACGUCCCUACUGCCGGUAAGCUUACCGUCAUUGUCCUGGAGGCUAAGAACCUGAAGAAGAUGGACGUAGGAGGGCUCUCAGAUCCGUAUGUCAAGGUCCAUCUGCUGCAGGGGGGCAAAAAGGUGCGUAAGAAGAAAACCACCAUCAAGAAGAACACUCUGAACCCCUAUUACAAUGAAGCCUUCAGUUUCGAAGUGCCCUGUGACCAGGUGCAGAAGGUCCAGGUGGAGCUGACUGUGCUGGACUAUGACAAGCUGGGCAAGAAUGAGGCCAUCGGGAGGGUGGCUGUUGGGGCGGCGGCUGGGGGAGCUGGCCUGCGGCACUGGGCAGACAUGCUGGCCAACCCCCGGCGGCCCAUUGCCCAGUGGCACUCUCUGCGGCCCCCUGACCGAGUGAGGCCGCUGCCUGCACCCUGAUCCCCACCUCAAGCCCCUUGCCAAGCCUGGACUGAGCCCCUGAUCUCAGACUCCUGGCCAGAGCCACACCCAGGCCUACCUUGAAGCCUUCUCUGACCGCUGAUCAGCCCAACCUGCCCCAUUCCUGCCUUCCCAUUCCCCUUUGUAUAAGUCGCGGUGACUUGCCAACUCUCCCACCAAGCACAUACUCAGAAGCCCCAGGGACCCCUGGGGGAGGGGAACAGUCUGGUCUGCCCCCACCCCAGCCUCCCACUCUCUGCUUUGACAAUCAGUGACCCAGCCUACUACUACCCCCUUUGCUCCCAGUGCCCCUCUUCCUGCAUUGGAUCACCUGCUCCCAUCCCUAGUUGGAUUCCUACACCAUUCCUGGGACCAAAUAAAUACUCAGCAACUUU